AGCUGGCAGCUCAGGUCCUGGAGCCCAGGAGCAUUGGCUUCGGGAUGGUGGACUCCAAGAAGGAUGCCAAACUAGCCAAAAAGUUAGGUUUGGUUGAAGAGGGAAGUCUCUAUGUAUUUAAGGAGGAGCGGUUGAUUGAAUUUGAUGGGGAACUGGCCACGGAUGUCUUGGUGGAAUUCCUCUUGGAUCUGCUAGAAGACCCUGUGGAGAUCAUAAACAACAAGCUGGAGCUUCAGGCCUUUGACCAAAUCGACGAGGAAAUCAAACUUAUCGGUUACUUCAAAGGAGAAGACUCUGAACAUUACAAGGCAUUUGAAGAAGCCGCUGAACACUUCCAGCCGUACAUCAAGUUCUUUGCCACCUUCGACAAAGGGGUUGCCAAGAAGCUAGGUCUGAAGAUGAACGAGGUGGACUUCUAUGAACCAUUUAUGGAUGAGCCUGUUCACAUCCCUGAUAAGCCUUACACAGAAGAGGAGCUGGUUGAAUUUGUGAAGGAGCACAAAAGGGCCACCUUGCGGAAGCUGCGCCCAGAGGACAUGUUUGAGACGUGGGUAAGCAUGUGUGGGUAGGAAGCCUU
Messenger RNA from Cariama cristata (Red-legged seriema), 577 nucleotides. Its product is annotated as calsequestrin-2-like. Gene Ontology annotation, cellular component: sarcoplasmic reticulum lumen. The coding region runs from base 45 to 569 and encodes 174 amino acids. NCBI's taxonomy places the organism in Eukaryota, Metazoa, Chordata, Aves, Cariamiformes, Cariamidae. The record is from RefSeq and is a predicted model, not a curated record. Gene Ontology annotation, molecular function: calcium ion binding. The transcript has 6 exons. Gene Ontology annotation, biological process: regulation of cardiac muscle contraction by regulation of the release of sequestered calcium ion.